Spirometra erinaceieuropaei is the source of this 1783-nucleotide messenger RNA. The record is from the annotation of a GenBank genome assembly. Lineage: Eukaryota; Metazoa; Platyhelminthes; Cestoda; Diphyllobothriidea; Diphyllobothriidae.
CCGUCACAGAGGAGGAGGAGGCACAGCAGUUGCCUCGUCUGGCAAUGCCUCGUAGUUUUACAAUCUCCCUGUCUCUCGGCAGCCUCACCUCGACAUCCUCCCAACAGUCACUGUGCUCACAGUCCUCAGAGGACUGGCUUGCGAGCCUGGAUUACUUGCGGGACACUGAUGACGACUCAGCGGCUCUGCGAUCCUGGUCACAGGUAGACUGAGAGGGGUCUGAGAGAUAUUGUAUUCAUCUUGUGGCAUCACGUACUCCUUUUCUGCAUAUGGCAUCAUGUUGUUUCUGCCGCUACCAUGUCCGCUCUUAUUGUUUGGCCUUAACCUCGUCUUCGGAGGCGCAUGUCAUCACGUGUGGAGUAUCCCUCGUUCCUUGGUUUUCGCGCCUCUGCUAUGUUGUCAGUUGAUGAUAGCAUGAGACUCACACGCUUCCCUGAAGCUGGAUUUUCACCAGCAUGUCUGUUGUCGCUUGAGUUAGCCAGUUGCUAUAACUGCACCAUCCCUCUGUUCUGUCCUCCAUCCCCCCUGUUUUCUUCUGGGCUUCUACUCACAGCAUUUUCUUUUACUGCCUAUAGGACGAAUUCGUGAAAGAGUACAAGAAUGACCAUGUAAGUAUGGGCCUUCAGCUGUAGGGCUUCGUUAUGUGCGGACCUGCCAUAUCCAGUCGUAACCUUAGUGAUCGUCUCCUUCUGCCGGUCUUUCAGCCCCUGGACUAUUACUCGCAUUUUGUCGUGUCCCCGGACAGUGAAUACCUCCACGCCCCCAACGUGAGUGCGCCACCAAUGCCCCAAGAGGAGGAACUUGUCGUUCGUAUUAAAGCCAACUCCUUUCCUCUUGGUAAGUUUUUUUUGUUUCUACGUAUCGGUGACUCGAAGUCCUCAUUGCUCAACCACCUCAGUCUUGCCCUGUUUUGUUGGGCAGUCAGUUAAUCCUCUCAACAUAUCCAGCCAGAGCUCGCGAGCUUUUGCUUCGCUGUCGCCUAACAGUGCGGUUGCACCGUGCCUCGCUGGGCAGCGAUCGCGUAAGACGUUCCGGUGCAGAAAGGCGGCCCCCUUAGGUCCUGAAUUCGAGAUUAGACAUCUCUGCGCACUUCUGCGAAAUGCCAGGUUAGGAUUUCAAGGUUGUGUGUCAGACGGUCACUGGAGUUAUGUUAGGACUUCUAAGCCCUUUAUGGAUCACCGAUUUGCCGCAUCGCUGCGGCUGCAUCGUUUGCGACUGUCUUUUACUCAGGCCCCAAAGCUUCCAUAUUUGGCCAUUAACCUUCCCCAAAAGCCAUCCGACAUCUGCAAACGGGCCUGAAGGUAGGCCAACGCGUAGGUACAGUCUUCCUUUCUGUUUUUGACUGUAUGAUCAUUUUUGCCAAUAACCAAAAUUGCUUUACAUGCGGGUGUCGCGCAGGUAUCAAGUUGGACGCCUCGGCUGCCGGCGGUAUUGACGGAUGUCGUGUUGUACAAGUCCUGCGUGGUGGUGCUGUGGAACACUCGGCUAGUCUUGCACCCGGCGACUACAUCACCAGGAUCAACAGUGAUUCGCUGCGGCAGGUGACCAAUGUUGAAGCCUUCCGUAUCGUGCGGCGUGCCUCUGUCGACUGCCCCACCGUUGAGUAGGCUCCACUGUCUCUGAUUUUUUGUUGCCUUUUGAUUCAGCAUUGAUUGAGUAGGGCUUAGAAGUGCGUGACGUCGGAGUUGCCCCUCCUCCCCUUUAACUGGGUUUCCCUACAUUUUCACCCCUUAGGAUUGCAUACUUUCCGUCGUCCAAAGUUUCUGAGCAUCGGGCCAACUAC